GGUUUGUGGUUGCUGCCUUGCUCUGUGGAGGGUUUGAAGGGGCUGUGAGUGCUGCUGUGUUAGGGUAGGUUUGCCCUGAGACGGAGCUGUCUCAGAUUUUGUCCUCUUCACUAUGAUGAGCGACAUCGUUAGCAGCUGGAAGCUGGAGCAGUUUGUGCUCCAGAAGUGUCUGCCCCCAAUUUGGUCUCCAGGGUCUUUCCAGGGCCCAGAUGCGUACCAGCAGCUGUGCCAGCAGUGGGAGGGCUGGUCGGAGGAGAACAAAAAGCCCAAACCCACUAACAAGUGUAAGAAGCGAGCGGCUUUGCAGGGUUUGCUGAUGGUAGGCAGGGAGUUGUCCAAAUUGCUGAAGGAGGCUCUUGAGAAUGUGCAGACCUUGGAGCAGGCCAAGGAGGAGCUCAAAGUGCAGGUGGACAACCUGCGGGCGGAGGUGCAGGGUUUGUGCGGGGACUCUCUGCGGAGCGCGGUGGAGAUUUCCCGGCUGGAAAGCAAGCUGGGCCAUGAGAAGAUGAAAACAGAGGAGCUGAAGAAGGAGGUUGGCAAGUGGAUCGGGGAGACCCACGAUGCGCAGAGCGCGGUGCGGGCAGUCCUGCAGGACGUCCAGCGCGACCGGGGCACUGGCCCCGAUCACAAGGUAUGCCAUGCCAAGAUCCAGGAGCUGGAGGCAGAGCUGGGGGUGUCCAGGGGCAUUGUGGCUGCCAUUAAAGGCAAGAGGACCCCGAUUGGGAAUGGGGAGGGGGAGGACUCCCUGGACCUGCACCCACCCCACUAUGAUUACGAGGAUGAUGUGUGGGGUGCUAACGGCCCCACCAGGCCGUCCCCCUAUGCUCCUCUGCGGGAGGAGGUGUGCCAGCUGCAAGCAGGGGAGGUAGAGGCUUCCAAAGACAAAAAGGUCCCCCAUGAUGAGCCAGUCAACCAUGUCCCACUCCAGCCCAUAGACUCCAACAGGGCUGUGCUCUGGUUUACCCCUGAGCAGCUUAAGACAGUGGGGAAGAUGCUGGGGCCCCUGACAAAGGAGACAGCGAUUAACUGGCUGUCCAGGGUGCAGCGUCUGCCCAAGUGCCAGAGUGGCAACUUUGUGAGUGACCUGAUAGACAUUGUGAGAAAGUGCAUGAAGCCAGAUGAUUUUGCAGCCCUGCCAGGUGAUGUGCAGAUGGGCAAUGUUCAGGACAUUGGGGACGUCCAGCUGGCUGUGCUGAAGGUGUUCUUCCCAGAGGUCAACCCCUUAGUGCUUUUCCACCAGGAGAAGCAAAACCCUGAGGAGAGGCCUGAUGCCUAUGUUAACCGUAAAAAGAUGCUCUACCAGAUGGCUGGGCUGCCAGGCUCAAAGGACUCUCCCCUCAAUUUUGACAGGCCUGAAUUCAAAGAGCCACUGGUGGUGGGGCUGACACCCCCACUGCGGGUGAUUGCUGGUGGGGAUGCAGCCAAAAAGCCUCUGUCAGAGCUGGAGCAAAUCCUGAACCAGAAUUUUGAGCUGCAAAAGCAGGCAUUCCCAGGGUACAUGUUGGGGGGAAAGAAAGGGAAACCCUUGGCCAUGUCUUUCCAAAAUCAAGGGAUGAGAAAAAUGCAAGGGGACAACCGAAAAGAUCUUGAUGGCAAGGGGGGGUUGGGGAAGGAGAACCAGCAAGGGCUGAGGUUUCAGAAGUCUAACCCUUGGCGGGCUGAGCUGAGGAAGCGCUUGAUAAAAUAUGAGAAACAGGAGGACAUUGAUGGCUUGCCAGAUGCUGAGCUCUUCCAAAAACUGGCCCUGCACGAGGCCAAAAAGCACAGCAGCUCCCCCCCAAUUGACCCGGGGUCUAAGGUUCAGCAAUAGGGCUGCCAGGC
Molecule: messenger RNA, 1821 nt
Organism: Catharus ustulatus (Swainson's thrush)
Lineage: Eukaryota; Metazoa; Chordata; Aves; Passeriformes; Turdidae
Exons: 1
Coding region: 113-1810 (565 amino acids)
Source: RefSeq, a predicted model, not a curated record